Messenger RNA from Candidozyma haemuli, 1242 nucleotides. Its product is annotated as Elongator subunit. Bases 1 to 1242 code for a protein of 413 amino acids. Lineage: Eukaryota; Fungi; Ascomycota; Pichiomycetes; Serinales; Metschnikowiaceae. Gene Ontology annotation, biological process: tRNA wobble uridine modification. The transcript has a single exon. The record is from RefSeq and is a predicted model, not a curated record. Gene Ontology annotation, cellular component: cytoplasm; elongator holoenzyme complex; transcription elongation factor complex.
AUGUCGUUCCGUAAAAGAUCCGAACCACUUGUGCCUGGACGUGGUAUACCAAGAGGUUCGCCUACGGUUCCUGGCAGGGCGCCUCUUGCUGGCCGUGCACCUCCAGGAGCCGCUUUGGGUAGAGUUCCAGCUGCUGCCACACCUAAGAAACCAGAAACUAGAGACAUUAUUGCUGAAAAUCCAGGUGUUAGACCAUCAGUGUCCAAUUCGGAACCUACGGUUUCUACUGGAUGUCCUGAUUUGGACAAACUCUUGAUCCACCUGGGUCUUCCAUUGGGCCAUUCUCUUAUCGUUGAAGAAUCAGGCACCACAGAUUAUUCAUCUGUUUUACUACGAGCAUUUGCCGCCCAGGGUAUCAUUCAUAGCCGUUUGGAGAAGGGCAAGGAUCAUUGUCAUGUCAUUGCUAUUGGUGUUCCAGCCGCUUGGGCUAACAACUUGCCUGGCGUCUAUAAAGGCAGCAGCAAGGACCAAAAGAAGGCUCGUAUUGCUGCCGACUCUUCCAAAGUCAGUGUGCUGAACAUGGCAGACAAGGACUUGAAGAUUGCAUGGAGAUACGGGUUGAAGAAUCAAAACAACCCGGAAGAGGAGCCUGAGACCCCAGAUUCCCAUCUUGAGAAUUAUACUACACAGUUUGACAUUACUCAGCGUCUUAUUCCUGGAGCCAGCCCUCAGGAGAUUUCGUUUGUGCCGUUACUGAACCAUUUCCAGAGCGUGGUGGCGCAGAUCAAAAGCAUCAUUCAGUCCCAGCUCGAGAACCUGCCUCUGAAGGUUAUCAGGUUAGUGAUGCCCAGUUUCCUCAACCCAUCACUUUACCCACCUCAAGCAUCAGCAUCCACAUUUAUCAUUCCAUUUUUCCAUUCCUUACAGUCUCUUUUGAGACAGUACCAGCUGAACGUUGCGUUGAUAGCGUCUUUGCCUCUUGAUUUGUAUCCAAGAGGAAGUGUCCUUACACAGUUUUUCGAGCUGCUUGCGGAUGGUGUUGUGCACCUUCAGCCAUUCAACCGUGACAUGGAGUUGCUUAUAGAAAAGGCGUACAAGAACGAGCCUUCAAAGAUCCAACAAGGGUUUGUUAACAUCAUAAAAGUGCCAAUACUCUCCGCCAAGGGUAUGAUGAUGAUUAGAAACGGAGAGUACGCUUUCAAGAACGGCCGCAAGAACUUUGAAAUCGAAGAAUGGGGCAUCCCCGUUGAGGAUGAUACCCCAGACGACCAACAACAAACAACACAGAACGUCGACUUCUAA